AUGUCUGCUGAAGAGGCUUUACCCUCUGGAAUCACCGGUACUGGUACUGGUGGUGAUUCUCUUACCGUCGACUUGAAUGUCCAAUUCAAUCGUGCUGAUAUGGUUUGGAUUGGUGUCUCUGGUAUUCUAGUUUUUAUUAUGAUUAUUCCAGGUGUAGGUUUAUUAUAUUCUGGGCUUGCAAGAAAAAAACACGCCUUGUCUUUGAUCUGGGCUGCAAUUAUGGCAACUUCUUUAGUAGCCUUUCAAUGGUUUUUCUGGGGUUAUUCUUUAGCUUUUGCCCACGAUGGUUCUGAAUUCUUAGGCACCCUAUCAAAUUUUGCUUUAAAAGAUGUUCUAGGUGCUCCAUCUGCUGCUACAACCGUUCCUGAUAUCCUUUUUUGCUUCUACCAAGGUAUGUUCGCUGCUAUCACAUCAGCACUUAUGUUAGGUGGUGCUUGUGAAAGAGCAAGACUAGGCCCAAUGAUGGUUUUCUUAUUCAUCUGGAUGACCGUUGUUUACUGUCCUGUUGCCUACUGGACUUGGAACCCCAAUGGAUGGUUAGCUACUUUAGGUGCUUUGGAUUUUGCCGGUGGUGGUCCAGUUCAUCAAACAUCUGGUAUCUCAGCUUUAGCUUAUGCCUUAAUUUUAGGUAAAAGAAAUGACCCAGUUACAGUUAAAGGCGUUCCCAAAUACAAACCUCAUUCUGUCACUUAUUUGGUAUUAGGAACUGUUUUUCUUUGGUUCGGUUGGUUUGGCUUCAAUGGUGGCUCCACUGGUAAUUCAACCAUUAGAUCUUACUAUGCUUGCGUUAACACCCAUUUAGCUGCUUCCUGUGCUGCCUUGACCUGGAUGUUCAUUGACUAUUUCAGAUCCAACAGAAAAUACACAACUGUAGGUUUAUGUUGUGGUGCAAUUUCCGGUUUAGUUGGUAUCACUCCUGCUGCUGGUUUUGUUCCCGUAUACUUUGCUGUUCCAAUCGGUGUGAUAACUGCUACUUGUUGUAACUUUGCUGUUGAUAUUAAAUCCCUUAUCGGCAUUGACGAUGGUAUGGAUGUUUUUGCUAUUCAUUGUGUUGGUGGUUUUACUGGCAGUGUAUUAACUGGCUUAUUCGCUGCUGACUAUAUUGCUGCAACUGAUGGCUCAACUUUCAUCGAUGGUGGUUGGUUGAAUGGCCAUUAUGUGCAAUUAGGUUAUCAACUAGCUGCUUGCUGUGCAACUAACUUAUGGGGCUUUGUUGUAACCUCAAUUAUUUUAUUGGCAAUGGACAGGGUCCCCUUCUUGAAAUUGAGAUUAAAACCAGAAGAAGAAUUCUCUGGUACUGAUGGUGCACAAAUUGGUGAAUGGACCACACAAGAUGAGGAUGAACAAAUCUAUAUCCCCCAACCAGUAAGAAGUGUUAAAUCACACACUUCAAAAUCUGCUGCUACUCCAGCUGAAGAAGAAAAAGCUGAAUCAGCACAUAAGCCAGAAUCCCAAUAA
This is a messenger RNA of Ascoidea rubescens DSM 1968, 1458 nucleotides long. RefSeq names its product ammonium permease MEP2 (gene MEP2). The record is from RefSeq and is a predicted model, not a curated record. The transcript has a single exon. NCBI's taxonomy places the organism in Eukaryota, Fungi, Ascomycota, Saccharomycetes, Ascoideales, Ascoideaceae. Bases 1 to 1458 code for a protein of 485 amino acids. Gene Ontology annotation, cellular component: plasma membrane. Gene Ontology annotation, biological process: ammonium transmembrane transport. Gene Ontology annotation, molecular function: ammonium channel activity.